Hypomesus transpacificus is the source of this 2487-nucleotide messenger RNA. RefSeq names its product zinc-binding protein A33-like. Bases 82 to 1608 code for a protein of 508 amino acids. The transcript is spliced from 6 exons. Lineage: Eukaryota; Metazoa; Chordata; Actinopteri; Osmeriformes; Osmeridae. The record is from RefSeq and is a predicted model, not a curated record. Gene Ontology annotation, molecular function: protein binding; zinc ion binding.
UCAACUUUUUUAGUGCCCCGCACCACCACUUUCACAGUCGGCCGAGUCGGGUGCAUGAGUUCAGUAUGAGGACAGUUGAGAAUGGCGGAGACCACGGCGCUUGAGGAACUGCACACCGAGCUUACCUGCCCCGUGUGUCUGGAACUCUUUCGGGAACCAGUUAUCCUCGAGUGCGGGCAUCAUUUCUGCCGUGUGUGCAUUAUUAAGUGCUGGGAGGCCAAGGCGGACGAGCUGCCGACCUGCCCGCAGUGCAGAAAGUCGUGCGCCCCUAAACUGCGUCCUAACUCGCUUUUGUGCAACGUAGUGGACAGUGUUAGGAGAGCACAGGCCGUGGAAUCAAAACCCGGCAUGUCCACGCGAGAAACCGAGGAUACGGAGGAAUGGAAGCCCGGUUCCAGCAUGAGCAGCGUGAGUUCCAUCGGUUACUACCCGCAGCGCACCGAGCCGGAUCUGUGUGAGGAGCAUGAGGAGCGGUUGAAGCUCUACUGCGAGGACGACCAGUUACCGAUCUGUCUGGUGUGUGGGAUGUCUCGAGACCACAAGACGCACAAUGUCAUCCCCAUCAACGAGGCGUUUGAGAACUAUAAGGAAAAGCUGUUUCUUGCUCUACAGAAGGUAGAACUACAGACAGAAGAGGCGUCUGUUUUUCAGAGCCAGACAAAUGACAAGAUCUUACUCAUCAAGGAGCGGGCAGCAGAGCAGGAGGGGCGGGCGAGCGCGGAGUUCGCCCGGCUGCGGGACUUCCUCCAGCGGGAGGAGGAGCAGGUGAAGGAGAGCCUGCGGCGGCACAAGGAGGAGACCCUCCACCAGCUGGAGCGAGACUUCACCCACGCCUCGGAGCAGAUCAGCCAGCUGGAGAGGACCGCCGACGAGCUGCGGGGCCGACUGAGAGAGGAGGAGAACCCUGCCCAGCUCAAGGGAAUCAAGGAUUUCAUUGGCGGAGCUGAGAGUUUAUUUCAGCGCCCUCCGGAGGUCAAGGCAGAACUACAACCAGGAGAGUUCCUGGGGCCACUACAGUACCGCACCUGGAGGAAAAUGAGCUCCAUCCUCCAGCCAGGUGUCACCGAUGUGACCCUUGACCCCGACACGGCCUACCCCAAGCUGUGGGUGUCCCCAGCAGGCAGCAGUGUGAUGGUGGGGGACAUCCAGCCCAACCUGCCCAACAACCCGGAGCGCUUCACCCGCUACAACAUUGUCCUGGGCGCCCACGCCCUCUCCUCGGGAUGCCACUACUGGGAGGUGGCUGUGGGCCGCAAGACAGCCUGGGGCCUGGGCGUGGCCUCCGCCUCGGUCAACAGGAAGGAGGAGAUCAGCCUGUGUCCGGAGGACGGCUUCUGGACGCUGGUUCUGGGGGAUGGGAGUGGCUACGAGGCGUGCACCAGCUCAGAAGACACCCCGCUCACCCCCGCCCGGCCCCCCGGUAGGGUGGGCGUGUACCUGGACUACGACCGAGGCGAGGUGGCGUUCUACGACGCGGGGGAUAUGAGUCAUCUGUUUACCUUCACGGGUGCUGCGUUCACAGAGCCUGUGUUCCCCUACUUUAACCCCUGGCCCAUCCUCAACGGACGCAACCGAGAGCCCCUCACCAUAGUAACCCCGCAGCUGUGAGACCCUCGCCAUGGCAACGGCCCUGCUGUGAGACCUUCGCAGUUACCCUGAAAACACUCGGAAGAGGCCUACAAAAUAGGCCUAGAACUAUCAAAAACCUACCCCAGCAUUGAAUGUAAAAACAUCCUGCUCUUAACAAAUACCUUUCAUCAAGAUGAAUGUUCAUUAUGUGCUAAAGAUUGUAUCUAACCACAAAAUAUUCUGCUCAUGUACUAAUAAUAUAACAUAAUAUAUCAGUGAUAUAGUCAAGCGGAGGAAUAACACUGCAGAGUCAUAAUAAAAUCGCUAGUACUGAUAGAUAUUUUACAUAUUGAAUGGUAUAUAAUGUUAUUACUACCCAUCCACUGUUGUCCUCAAGUCUGCCUGAGCUUUAGUCAUUCUUUCUGCACUCCAGUAGAGGGCGUCCUUACACUAGAGCAGCUGUACCUCCCAUGGGAUGUUCUCAUGCACAGCCGUGGCCAAAAGCAUUGGUAGCAACAUACAUUUUGUGUUUGCAAAGCCUGCUGGGCCUUGGUAUAAAAUGACUGCUAACAUAAUUUCAUUAAGUCAUAUCAUCAGCACAGGGGAAAGUGUGCACUAGUUCUAGCCAGGUGAAAUCACUCCAUCAUUCUGAUUGGAUUUUAAGAGCAUAUUGUCUGCUGUAAAAGAAUUGUUUGCCCCCAAAAAGCUUUAACAAAUAUGAAAUGUGCCUCAUUGUAUUCCAGUAUUCUAUAGAAACAUGUGAAAACAUUUUCUUCAAAUACUGAACCAGCAAAACACAACAUCUGUCAUUGCCCAAACGUAUGGCCCACUCUGUGACCACACAAGACAGCAUCCUGGCAAAAGGCCUAGUUGUGGCACAAGAGAGCAUGGUUUGCACAGACACAAAGGCGCUGUUCA